AUGGCGAAUAAGUUUGGAUUAGGUUCUUUAUCUUUAGAAACCAAAAAACCUAACACUACAGCGUGGAUAAAUAAAGCGAAACCUUACUUCCUGGAUCAAAUCGGAGAUACUCUUCAAGGUGAUUUAGAUAUGAACAAUUUUAGCAUAACUAAUUUAAAGUCUCCGGAAAACGAUAAUGAUGCCAUUCACAAGAAAUAUUUAAUGGAACAAUUAAAUUUAAUUGAAGUAAAUAAAAACCAUUUAAAAGAAAGAAUAGGCGAUGUGAAAAGAUUCUUCAAACGUCAACUAAAUAAUAAACAUUUUAUUGAUGAUACUAAAUUACAAAAAGAAGUAACAAGUUUAAAAAAGUUUAUUCAACAACAAUUAGUCAAUGCAGUAGAUAAAACUCAAUUACAAAAUUUAAGUUCAUUAAUAUCUAAUUUAGAUGAUAAGAUUACAAAGCAAAAAAUAGAUCUUAAACAACUAAUAGCCAAUAUUAAUCCAGAUAACCUAGUUUUAAAACAGGAUAAAAAUAUACUAGCAUUAGAAAAAAAGUUUCUCAAGAAAGAAUCAUAUUAUUUUACUCUUCCAUUUAGAAGUUUGAGUUUUGAAGAUGCUUCUAUUACUGAUAAUACUGAUAAAUCAAAAGACUUUGAAUAUAAAAAAUAUGGAUUUACAGCAAAUAUAAGAGUAUAUUCUGUUCCAAAUUAUACUAUUUAUCCCAAAACAAUUUUUGAACCAGAUGAUGUUGGACAUCAUCAACCAAUGUAUUUUAGAUUUCGAGGAAAACUUACAAUUGAAAUAACUUUUCCUUUUCAGGUAAAAGUUGAUUCAAUAUUCUUAAGACAAAACCCAGGAUUUUCAUCUAAACCUCAAUUUAACGUUCUUCAGUUUAUCAAUGGUACAACAAAUGUAGAAACUAAAGAAUUAGAAAUUAACGAUGAAAACACCCAGAGACGUCACUUAUAUGAAAUUAAAACGAGUGGAAAAUAUAUAGAUAGGUUUAGAAUGUUAAUCAUACCAGAUAAUGAAGAAGAUGUACUUUCAUUGAAUGAUUUUAAUAUGUUAUUGGAAACGGAAACUCCACCAUCAGCAAGUAUUAUUAGAAAUCCAGAACCACAAAAAGAACUAAUCAAUUAUCAGUUUUUACGAGCAACAGACUUUGAAUACGUAAAACUAUAUUUUGUUGAUGAUAAUGAUAUAUUUAUCUCACUCGAUAUUCAUAAAAGUCAAUAA
Messenger RNA from Lottia gigantea (owl limpet), 1215 nucleotides. RefSeq lists its product as hypothetical. The record is from RefSeq and is a predicted model, not a curated record. The transcript has 2 exons. NCBI's taxonomy places the organism in Eukaryota, Metazoa, Mollusca, Gastropoda, Lottiidae. Bases 1 to 1215 code for a protein of 404 amino acids.